Hevea brasiliensis (rubber tree) is the source of this 2718-nucleotide messenger RNA. RefSeq names its product protein NARROW LEAF 1. The transcript has 7 exons. The record is from RefSeq and is a predicted model, not a curated record. The coding region runs from base 642 to 2477 and encodes 611 amino acids. NCBI's taxonomy places the organism in Eukaryota, Viridiplantae, Streptophyta, Magnoliopsida, Malpighiales, Euphorbiaceae.
AUCUCAACAUCAUCCAUCGCAAAUCACUUACAAAUAUUCAAAUCCAGCGGCUACGAUUGAAUACUUCAGGGCUCCACGUCAGAUGCACUUCCCACCGACUCUUCUGCUACAUGUAGAUGUUUCAUUAAAGAAUUACAUCCAUGGCUCACUUUACCUCGCCAUUUUGUAAUAUAUGCUGUGUUCAUGGGGUUCUGUGCAAAACCCCACCACCAGUUCGCCGCUUUCAACUCAAACUGGCAAUCUUUUUUGUCUUCAACUUCUCACCAGAUUCUUGCUUCAAUUGGGUACACGAGUUAUGAGGUCUUUUUUUCAAGCUGUCAAACUCUUCCAGUUGGACCCACCUUGUCUCAUAAGCUUCUCUAUCUCUAGCUGCUACCUUUUGCCGUUGCUGAUCACUUGACUAGUGAAGUGAGCUUUUUCGCCUCCGUCUUUAAGUAUUCUCUUUGCUUUCUUUAUUUCCCCCCUUUUCUACAUGAAAUGUAACUCUCUCUUUCUCUCUCUCUCUCUCUCUCUAUAAUUAUUGGUUUCGUGAUGCUUGAUUGUUUCUGUGACUACUAAAAGCUGCAGCUUUUCAUUCCACGAGCAAAAAUUCAGGAUAUAAACACAACUGCUAAAGUUAUAAUGCUCUGGUAAUCUGAAAGAUGGAGUGUGAUAGGCUUAAUAUGAGGGACUAUUGCUCUGGUUCAACAUCAUCAGAGGAAUCAGCAUUGGAUACUGAAAAAAAUGGCUGCAGUCAUCCUAGUCUGUCUUCAUUGAGUCCCCGAAAUCUUCAACCUUUUGCUUCUGCUGGACAGCACUGUGACAGCAAUGCUGCUUACUUCUCCUGGCCUAGCUGGCGGUUAAUUGAUGCUGCUGAGGAGAGGGCAGACUAUUUCGCAAAUUUGCAGAAAGGGGUUCUACCUGAAACUCUUGUUCGGUUGCCAAAGGGGCAACGAGCAACCACAUUGCUUGAACUCAUGACUAUUAGGGCAUUUCAUAGCAAAAUUUUGCGACGUUACAGUCUUGGUACAGCUAUUGGGUUUCGUAUUCAACAAGGUGUGCUGACUGAUAUACCAGCCAUUCUUGUUUUUGUUUCUAGGAAAGUUCAUAAGCAGUGGCUCAGCCCCAUCCAAUGUCUGCCCAAUGCCCUUGAGGGACCAGGAGGUGUAUGGUGCGAUGUUGAUGUGGUUGAGUUCUCAUAUUUUGGUGCAUCUGAGCCAACUCCUAAGGAACAGUUAUACACUGAGAUUGUGGAUGAUAUGCGUGGGGGUGAUUUGUGUAUUGGUUCAGGUUCUCAGGUAGCAAACCAGGAGACUUACGGGACACUGGGUGCUAUUGUUAGAAGUCAGACUGGCAGUAGACAAGUUGGGUUUCUAACAAAUAGGCAUGUUGCAGUUGACUUGGAUUACCCUAAUCAAAAAAUGUUUCAUCCUUUGCCCCCAACACUUGGACCUGGGGUUUAUCUUGGUGCAGUGGAGAGAGCUACUUCAUUUAUCACAGAUGACCUUUGGUAUGGCAUUUUUGCGGGAAUAAACCCUGAGACAUUUGUCAGAGCAGACGGGGCAUUUAUCCCAUUUUCUGAUGAUUUUGAUAUGUCCACUGUUACCACCUCUGUGAAAGGUAUAGGAGAGAUUGGUGAUGUAAAGAUUAUAGAUUUGCAGUCUUCCAUCAGCAGUCUUAUUGGGAAGCAGGUGAUGAAGGUUGGAAGAAGUUCUGGCUUGACCACAGGAACUGUCUUGGCGUAUGCUCUUGAGUACAAUGACGAGAAAGGCAUAUGCUUCUUAACUGAUUUUCUUGUUGUGGGUGAGAACCAACAGACUUUUGACCUUGAAGGAGAUAGUGGAAGCCUCAUCAUAAUGAAAGGUGAGAAUGGUGAGAAGUCACGGCCUAUUGGAAUCAUAUGGGGUGGUACUGCUAAUCGCGGCCGACUUAAGCUGAAAGUUGGACAGCCUCCUGAAAAUUGGACUAGUGGAGUAGAUCUUGGGCGACUUCUCAAUCUUCUUGAGCUUGAUCUCAUCAAUACCAGUCAGGGACUAAAAGUGGCAGUGCAAGAACAAAGAGCUGCUUCAGCAACAGCAAUGUGCUCCACAGUGGGAGACUCCUCACCCCCCAAGGCAGUGCUUCCUGAGGACAAAGUUGAAGACAAAUUUGAGUCAUUAGGUCUUCAAAUUGAGCAUAUCCCUUUGGAAGUAGAACCUAGCAACCAAGAAAUGAACCCACCACUUGUGGAAACUGAGUUUCAUAUGGAAGAUGGGAUCAAGGUGGUUCCUAGCUUUGAACAUCAGUUUAUUCCAAGCUUCGAACAUCAGUUUAUUCCAAGCUUCAUAAGACAGUCCCCACUGCAUAAAAACAGCUUAUCAGAUAAGGCAGUGUCGCAGAACCUCGCUUCUCUGAGGAAUGGCUGUGAUGAAGAUGCGUGUGUUUCAUUGCACUUGGGUGACAAUGAAGCCAAAAGGAGGAGAUCAAAUGCUUCAACUAGUAUUGAAGAACUGAAAUGAGCCAAAUGGUGACUUAAACUUUUGGUGCUGAAUGAUUUUGCAUGUGGAUGCCAUUGAGUUGAAACUUUCAUUGCACAUUGUGUUGUAAUGGGUAAUUGCUGCUCAAGCAAAUGGGCAAUGACCAUACCAAUUUAGGGUUUUCCCUAAUAUGGUGAAACAUGGUUCACUUACAUGUCUAACAUUGCUUUUGCAAAAAGAGGUUAGGAUUCCAGUUAAAUGCUAAACUGUGCUUUUGAUAUCA